UCCAACGUCCCUUACUCUCUCUCUCUCGCUCGCCGCCGACGCUUACAACAAUGGCGUCUCUCGCUCUCUCCGGCUCCUGCUCACUCGCCUUCCCACUCAAAUCCCGCUCCCUCCUCCUCCCUCGUCGUCCUUCCUCUCUCAAUCUGCUGAAAAAACCUCUUCGAUCUACCGAAUCACGCUUCUCCUCAGCGAUAUCUCCACUCACCAAGAGAUCGACACUCGUCAAAGCCUCCUCCACCGCCGCAGCAGCAGCAGCUUCCUCAUCCUCCUCCUCUCCGGCUCCCGUAUCUCCGGCGCCGUGGCAGGGAGCCGCGAUCAAGCCUCUCCUCGCGUCGAUCGCCACCGGAGUGAUCGUAUGGUUCCUCCCCGUCCCCGAGGGAGUCACGCGCAGCGCGUGGCAGCUCCUCGCGAUCUUCCUCGCCACCAUCGUCGGUAUCAUCACCCAGCCGCUCCCCCUCGGCGCCGUGGCUCUCCUCGGACUCGGCGCCUCCGUCCUCACCAAGACCCUGACCUUCGCCGCCGCCUUCUCCGCCUUCGGAGAUCCGAUCCCCUGGCUCAUCGCCCUCGCCUUCUUCUUCGCCCGAGGAUUCAUCAAGACCGGCCUCGGCAACCGCGUCGCCUACCAGUUCGUCCGCCUCUUCGGGAGCUCAUCCCUGGGGCUAGGCUACAGCCUCGUCUUCAGCGAGGCUCUAUUAGCUCCCGCCAUCCCUUCCGUCUCGGCUCGCGCCGGCGGGAUCUUCCUCCCGCUCGUGAAAUCGCUCUGCGUGGCCUGCGGCAGCAACGUCGGGGACGGGACCGAGCACAGGCUCGGCUCGUGGCUGAUGCUCACUUGUUUCCAGACGUCGGUGAUCUCUUCGUCCAUGUUUCUGACGGCCAUGGCGGCGAAUCCGUUGAGUGCGAAUCUGGCGUUCAACACGAUUAAGCAGACGAUUGGGUGGACUGAUUGGGCGAAAGCUGCGAUUGUCCCCGGGAUUGCGUCGUUGAUUGUUGUUCCGUUUCUUUUGUAUCUUAUCUAUCCGCCGACGGUGAAGAGCAGCCCUGAUGCUCCCAAGCUGGCUCAGGAGAAGCUUGAUAAGAUGGGACCUAUGUCCAAGAACGAGUUGAUUAUGGCUGCCACUUUGUUUCUCACCGUUGGUCUCUGGAUUUUUGGAGCUAAGCUGAGUGUAGAUGCUGUGACUGCAGCCAUUCUUGGAUUAUCAGUGCUUCUAGUGACAGGUGUUGUGACAUGGAAAGAGUGCUUAGCUGAGUCAGUUGCAUGGGACACGCUCACUUGGUUUGCUGCUCUCAUUGCAAUGGCGGGUUAUCUUAACAAAUACGGUCUCAUUGAGUGGUUCAGCCAGACCGUUGUCAAGUUUGUGGGAGGAUUGGGUUUGUCAUGGCAACUAUCGUUUGGAAUCCUCGUCCUUUUGUACUUCUACACUCACUACUUCUUUGCGAGUGGAGCGGCUCACAUUGGGGCUAUGUUCACUGCAUUUUUGUCGGUCUCAACUGCUCUAGGCACACCACCUUACUUUGCAGCCUUGGUUCUUGCAUUCCUCUCGAACCUGAUGGGAGGACUGACCCAUUACGGUAUCGGGUCUGCGCCUAUCUUCUACGGGGCUAACUACGUGCCGCUGGCCAAAUGGUGGGGCUACGGAUUCUUGAUAUCGAUAGUCAACAUUCUUAUCUGGCUUGGUGUAGGUGGUGCCUGGUGGAAGUUCAUUGGCUUGUGGUGAGGACAACUGUACACCAUUGAUCUCAUUCUUUUCUUUACUGAUAUGUAAUCUCUUAGAAUGGCUUCGAGAUUAGAUUGAUAAGGAACAAGGAUUUUAAGAGUUUGAGCUGGUGAUUUUCUGCGAUAAUUUAUUCUCUCGCACACAUUUUGAGUUAUAAGCAGAUCUUAACUUGCAUCA
Raphanus sativus (radish) is the source of this 1892-nucleotide messenger RNA. Its product is annotated as dicarboxylate transporter 1, chloroplastic. Gene Ontology annotation, biological process: transmembrane transport. The transcript has 3 exons. NCBI's taxonomy places the organism in Eukaryota, Viridiplantae, Streptophyta, Magnoliopsida, Brassicales, Brassicaceae. The record is from RefSeq and is a predicted model, not a curated record. Bases 51 to 1715 code for a protein of 554 amino acids. Gene Ontology annotation, cellular component: membrane. Gene Ontology annotation, molecular function: transmembrane transporter activity.